GCUAGCAGAGAGUACCCGGUACCGGUUUACACAGAGAUCCCGUAUAGCUAGCUACAACUUUCGUUCUCGUGCGAUAUCACGUCUACGUUACGUCAACAAAUUGAUUGGAGAUCUAAGAUUCCGACUGUUUAUCAUCGAAAUGGCUUUCUCCAGUGUGAUCAAAUCUAUUGGAAAGUCAGGCAGACAGAUCUUACGGCUGACGCACACAAACCAGACAGCUGUAUCAGUAUGUGCUGUACGAUGUGUUCACUCCAAUCACGACAGUUUCAAGUAUUCUGAGGUUCAGAUUGAGCAUUCCAAGGUGCUGAAGCCCAAGCCUGACCAGGACAACCUUGUCUUCGGUCACAACAUGAGUGACCACAUGCUGACCGUUCCGUGGACGGAGAGGGACGGCUGGAGUACCCCUCGUAUCACCCCUCUCAGGAACCUCUCACUUCAUCCGGCCUGCUCAGUCUUUCACUAUGCCAUCUGUCUCUUUGAAGGAAUGAAGGCUUACAAGGGGGAGGACGGUAAAAUUCGCUUCUUCAGACCGUAUGAUAACAUGGAACGUAUGAACAACAGUGCUGAACGGGCUUCAUUACCGAGAUUCAGUGGUGAAGAGAUGAUUCGAUGUAUGGCUAGACUCGUUCAAGCCGACAAAGAUUGGGUACCGGAUAGCAGGACUAGCUCCCUCUAUAUGAGGCCCACGUUCAUCGGAACCGAGCCAACCCUUGGUGUGAACUACCCCAAGCAUGCGCUUCUCUACUGCAUCGUGGGGCCAGUUGGGCCUUACUUCGAGACAGGUACAUUCAGCCCGGUGACACUGUACGCUGAUACUGCACACGUCAGGGCGUGGCAUGGAGGCGUCGGCUAUGCUAAGAUGGGCAGCAACUACGCCCCCACCAUCAAACCCCAACACGACGCGGAGGCCAAGGGCUGCCAGCAGAUCCUAUGGCUGUACGAAGAGGAGCACUACCUGACUGAAGUGGGCACCAUGAACAUCUUCAUCUACUGGGAUAACGAGGCGGGCGAGAGGGAGUUGAUCACCCCACCCCUCGACGGAACGAUCCUCCCCGGCGUGACCCGUCGUAGCUUGCUUGAUCUUGCCAGGGAAUGGGGAGAUUUCAAGGUGACUGAGCGCAGGAUCACAAUGGCUGAAUUCCAGAAGGCUCUCGCUGAGAAGAGGAUCGUAGAGUUCUUUGGUGCAGGUACUGCCUGCGUGGUGUGUCCCAUCGGUAAGGUCUUGUUCAAGGGAGAUAUGAUUGAUAUCCCAACCAUGGAUAAUGGAGCAGAGCUGUGCAAGAGAUUCUACAAUACACUCAUGGAUAUCCAGUACGGUAGGGUCAGCCACCCCUGGGCCAUGGAGAUCGACGAGCUGAUCGACCUCGAGCUCAGCGACGAGGAGACGACCAGCAUCAAGGUCAACUGAAUAGAAGCCCCUCCUCACCCCUGGAGGUCACUGACCUUUGAUGUCAAAGGUCGUCGAGAUGGGUCCAGUCCUUGCCACGGAUGACCGUUUGUAUAUCGAUGUAGUAACCGACUUCACCCCUGAUCCAACAUCUUGUUAUCUCAAGUGCUUCAAGUUCAGUCAAGGCUCGUUCUUAUAAUGUACUAUGCAGUUGCUUCAUGACUUGGUUGUGCAAUCUUUUUAGACUAUUUAUAUUUUCCCUCUCUGUAUUCAUGGUGAUAGGUUCCUUUAACUUUAUCGGUAAUAUUCGAUAGUUAAGGCUUUGUUUUUGCCUAGCUGCUAGGUCAGGCAAUCUUUACAUUUUCAUGUCAUAUCUUUCUUCCAAGUAUUCAGGCUAUAAUGCUUCUCUAACUUUUUCUCUCAAUCCUUCGACUACUGAAUCCUCUAAUUCACGUAGUGUUCAUACAGGGUAUACCAUGGGUUAGCGGGUAAACAAAACGUCAAAAAUCAUUGAAAGUUGCGCUUCUCAAGGUGGAGAAACGUCGGUUAACACGUCUGCUUUGGCCCUUUCUGUUUCCAAGGCCCCACACUAACUUUUUUUUGGAUGUGGGUCUCGAUUGAAAUUGUUAAAGUCCUUACGGAUGGGCCCUAUGUAAAAAAUUAAAAAAAUU
Molecule: messenger RNA, 2058 nt
Organism: Strongylocentrotus purpuratus (purple sea urchin)
Lineage: Eukaryota; Metazoa; Echinodermata; Echinoidea; Camarodonta; Strongylocentrotidae
Product: branched-chain-amino-acid aminotransferase, cytosolic-like
Exons: 10
Coding region: 140-1408 (422 amino acids)
Biological process (GO): L-leucine biosynthetic process; L-valine biosynthetic process
Cellular component (GO): mitochondrion
Molecular function (GO): branched-chain-amino-acid:2-oxoglutarate transaminase activity
Source: RefSeq, a predicted model, not a curated record